Molecule: messenger RNA, 978 nt
Organism: Trichophyton verrucosum HKI 0517
Lineage: Eukaryota; Fungi; Ascomycota; Eurotiomycetes; Onygenales; Arthrodermataceae
Exons: 1
Coding region: 1-978 (325 amino acids)
Cellular component (GO): membrane
Molecular function (GO): signaling receptor activity
Source: RefSeq, a predicted model, not a curated record
AUGUCUCUUCUGCAGCGCCGAGCAGUCACCACUGCUGCCGCCGCCGCCGUCUACAAGAAGGAGGAGGCAGAGACAUCGCAGCACCAGCAACAGACAAAGACAGAGACAGAGGCAGAAGUGCUGGAGCAGGAGAGCUGGACUGCAACAGUCCACUGGGAUGCUCUGCCUCGCUGGCUGCAGGAUAACCACCACAUCCAUACCGGCUACCGGCCGGCCUCUGCCUCGUUCCUGCGGAGCUUCCACUCGCUGACCUACGUCCACAAUGAAACCGUCAACAUCUACACCCACCUGCUGCCGGCUCUCCUUACCCUCCCGACGUCGUUCGUCCUCUACCAGGCCCUCUCGCCACGGUACCACACGGCAACUCCGGCAGACAUCGUCGUGUUCAGCUGUUUCUUCGCUGGUGCGGCGUUCUGUCUUGGGAUGAGUGCCUUAUACCAUACGAUAUCAAACCACUCGCCGUGGGCUGCUUACAUCGGCAAUGCUUGCGACUACCUCGGAAUAAUAGGUCUGAUCACUGGCAGCUUUAUCCCCAGCAUCUACUACGGCUUUUACUGUACACCACAGCUCCAGAGACUCUACUGGGGCAUGAUCGUGGUUCUCGGAGCCGGGUGUGCAGCCGUCGCGACAAUCCCCCGUUUUCGCAAACCGGCGCUGCGACCGUUUCGAGCCGCCAUGUUUGUAGCAUUGGGCCUCUCUGCUGUGUUCCCCGUUACGCACGGCGUAGUGGUGCUUGGAUUCAGCCAGGCGCGCCAGCAGAUUGGGCUGGACUGGCUGAUAACUCAGGGGGCCCUUUAUAUCAUCGGCGCAGCCAUAUAUGCUGCCAGGGUGCCUGAGUGUUUGCAUCCGGGCAAGUACGACAUCAUCGGGCACUCGCAUCAGAUAUUCCAUGUCCUGGUUGUCCUUGCGGCCAGCGCCCAUCUGACUGGCCUCCUGGCGGCCUUUGACUACCGGCACAGCCUGGCUACUCAAUGCUGA